AUGCCGAAACUUCGAUCUUCCAAGUCAGUCCCUGCCGGAACCAAAGAUGCUUCCCAAGCUGUCAAGAAGCGGAGUAGCCUAAGAGCUAUGUUUUCAUUUUGGAAAUUUUCAAAGAAGACACCUGUGCUUGCUGAAGCCGAAAUCGCCAAUCCUAUCAUCAGUGGACCUGCUUCGAAGAGUCUUGGAUUUUCUACAGCAUCACUACCCACUGGACCUACCAGGGAGCGUUCAGACAGUGAAGGUUCAAGUUCAAGUGCAAAUUCAGAACCAGCUCUCCCAACCAUUCGAACCUCAUCAACUGCAUCCAUACCCGCAGAGGUACGGCCACCUUUUGCCCGUCAUGCACCAUCUCCGUCAAAUUCGUCUGCUUCCUCACUCGAAUUUACGUCAGAUGCAUCUACAGCAGCAACCUCACCCUCAAACUCGUCCCCAUCAAUUUUGAUUAAGUCAUUAUCAUCGGCCUCAAUAGUUACGAUGGGUGGUGGUUCGGCGACAGCCAUAGCAGAUACCCCAGUGGAACCCAUUUCUCCGCCAAAGCAGGUAUCACCGAACACUACAAAGCUUCCAAAGCCCGUAAAAAGGUCAACGGACAGCUACCAAAAACAUCCCUCACCACUUUCGAGUGUCAUGGAUGCCCACUCACCAUAUACCAUGCCUUCUGCACCUCCAAGGUCAAUGACAAGUCAAAGUCACGAGAACCACCAGCCAAGGAGAAGGAGCUCACUGGGGAACUUCCUGCGCCGUAGCCAGUCCCACCCGGAUCUUGCAGACCUCACGCAAGAAUAUCUCCCACCGCUUCCUCCUAUGCCGAAAUCGAACUCUUCUUCUUCUUCGCGACCAAGAUCUUCCAGUUCCUUGGCACGUGCAAAAUCAUUCCGCAGACGAUCAGACGGCAGAAAACCCGAUGGUGUUGGUGGUUACACCGAAGAUCAAAAAAUAGAACGCAUGUCAAUUCUCGGAGCGGAUCCAGCGGGAUACGGAUAUUAUCUUUAUCCGACCUCGAAACCAGAAGCUUCUAACGAGAAAAACAGCAGCACUAGCGGCUCUGGAAAGCGUACGAGGCCUGCCUAUCUUGAGGACUGGAAGAGACAUAGCUGGGGAUCAAGUUCAGACAAUGGCCGUGUCAGUACAACCGCGGCACCAAGUAGUAAGGCCUGGAAGGAGGCCAGGGGCCGUAGUUUUCGGAGAACUGUCACCCAAGCCAUACCAGAAGAGGCCGGAGAUUCACUUGAUCCAGAUAUGCGUGCACAAAGCCCUGACAGCGGGUGCGACUCGUCAGAUAUGCCUUCUACAGGAAAGGGAAAGGAGAUCGAACAUGCCGAUGCUAUUUUGAGGGUGUAA
Molecule: messenger RNA, 1341 nt
Organism: Morchella sextelata
Lineage: Eukaryota; Fungi; Ascomycota; Pezizomycetes; Pezizales; Morchellaceae
Exons: 1
Coding region: 1-1341 (446 amino acids)
Source: RefSeq, a predicted model, not a curated record